CCCAGCUGGCCAUAUUGUGCAGCAGCUCCCCAGCAAAUCGGCUGCGUCACACCUAAGAAAACACACAGCGACGCCGGAGCAGUUCAUCCAUCCACCAGGAGAAACAGGCUGUGUUCAAAAGGCUUCUCGGUCGAGCUGGUUGGUGUUUUUUUUUGUGUGCAGAGAAAAUGGUUAAACUGGGGAAUAAUUUCAGCGAGAAAAAUAACGGGAAGGUGGUGUCUGAAGACGGGUUCGACACCAUCCCUCUCAUUACACCAUUAGAUGCCAGUCAGCUGCAGUUUCCUCCACCAGAUAAGGUGGUGGUGAAGACAAAGGCAGACUAUGAUGAGAGCAAGAAGGGAAAGCUACGAUCUCCUAAAAUUGCAGAAUUCUCAAUAAGCAUCAUUGAAGGCGUAUCUGAGCGACUCAAAGUGACCUUGCUGGUGAUCUGUGCCCUGGCCUUCCUGGUAUGUGUGGUGUUCCUGGUCGUCUACAAGGUCUACCAGUACGAGCAGCCUUGCCCCGACAGCUUUGUUUACACGCAAGGUCGCUGCAUGCCGGCUGGGAUGUAUGGCAACUACCCCCCUCAGGGCCCUGGGGGCCGCGGGCGCCUCUUUACUCUCAUCAACCACUACAACAUCGCCAAGCAGACCAUCACCCGGUCAGUAUCACCGUGGAUGACCAUCAUGUCUGAGGAAAAGGUCACCCAGCAAGAGACGGAGACUGCCCAGAAACUGGCUUAA
Anoplopoma fimbria (sablefish) is the source of this 722-nucleotide messenger RNA. Its product is annotated as neuronal vesicle trafficking-associated protein 1-like. Gene Ontology annotation, molecular function: clathrin light chain binding. Gene Ontology annotation, biological process: G protein-coupled dopamine receptor signaling pathway; clathrin coat assembly; endosomal transport. The record is from RefSeq and is a predicted model, not a curated record. Gene Ontology annotation, cellular component: membrane; endosome. The transcript has 5 exons. The coding region runs from base 168 to 722 and encodes 184 amino acids. NCBI's taxonomy places the organism in Eukaryota, Metazoa, Chordata, Actinopteri, Perciformes, Anoplopomatidae.